Molecule: messenger RNA, 831 nt
Organism: Striga asiatica
Lineage: Eukaryota; Viridiplantae; Streptophyta; Magnoliopsida; Lamiales; Orobanchaceae
Source: the annotation of a GenBank genome assembly
CCCCAAUUAAACCUUACAGAAUACAGAUCUAUAGAAAGCCCAUUAAGCGGCCUGUUAGGUCACGACAAGAUUUUCGAAUCCUAUUCUUAACUCCAUAAAACAGGACCUUGUGACGACCAAGAUAUACACAGAUAUAAGACAAAGAUAAAAACCAGAAACAAACAUUCCGCAACAAGUUACCACAACCGAGAAUGGCCGCACCCACGUUCCCCCUGAGCCGCCUCAUCUUCUCGGGCCUCCGAAGCUCCACCUCUCUCCGCCCGGCGGCUCCACCGGCGAGCUUCCGUACUUUCUCCGGGACGUUUGGCCGGUCUCCGGCGGGAUUCCUCCCUUCCAGCGAGGAACCAGGCUUCAGCUCGCACGAGUGUAGUCAUGGCGAUUUCAAAUGGGACGUUACUGCUGAAGGCUUCCAUCUCCAGCUGGGGGUAGGGCCAAUGUCCAAUGAUCAAGUUAGUGUGAAGAUGAAGGGAUCGCAGCUCACUGCCCAAGGCAAAAUGGAGGGCAAUAUUCCCGGCGGCAGCAUGGCGGUAAUCCUAAGGUACACGGCCGAUCUGCCCAUGGAUGAGAUCAAGCCCGACGAGAUCACGGCCAAGCUGGGCGGCGGUAUUCUGAAUGUGUUUAUUCCCAGGAAGAAAGUCGAUGGUGAGGAGUCUGAGGGUACCUCCUGAUCUGUAAUUUGACUGAGAUAUCUGAGCAUGUGAGGAAGAAGAUGGUGCCUAGCUAGUGUUGAAUGAAAAAUCCUAUCUGCUUAAUUAAUAAUUACUGGUAUUAUGUGAUAUUGCUCUUCAUUUUCUUUUAUGUGAACUGUGAAGUGAUUUUUUUUAUUUGGUA